Molecule: messenger RNA, 930 nt
Organism: Solanum stenotomum
Lineage: Eukaryota; Viridiplantae; Streptophyta; Magnoliopsida; Solanales; Solanaceae
Exons: 1
Coding region: 101-736 (211 amino acids)
Source: RefSeq, a predicted model, not a curated record
GAUCUUCUUCUCUUUUUAACAUAUUCCAAUUUUCUUCUUCUUUCAUCUUCUUCUCCUCUCAUUAUAUUCAUCAAACUCAAAUUGAAAUUUGAAAUAAGCUAUGUCUCUACAAUCUUAUCUAAAUGAGAAUCAGGUUCGUGCAGAUAUUGAUCAUCAAGCCCUAUUUCAAGAUAACGAACAUGUCAUAAAAUCUCCGGAGACCUUGCUAGAUCUACCUCCGGAGUCUUUUUGGAUCCCUAAAGACUCGGAACAAGAUUGGUUCGAUGAAAAUGCAACCAUACAACGUAAGACAUCGAUGAAACUAGGUUUUUUUGGAAAGUCAAAUGAUCAUCAUUCUAAAUCAUUCUCUCAUCAUCCUUUCACCUCGACGUUGAAUCAUCAUCAUCAUCAAAAUCCAAAAUCUUCAUCUCUAUUUGCUCUUCCAAAGUCUCAUAAAACUAGCUCGACCGACGUAAGUCUCCGGCAAGGCAAGCAACCGAGACGUUUAUUCCGAAGUCGGUCUGAACCGGGUAGAAAGGGUUCAACAAAUGUGAGUGAACCGGGUUCACCUAAAGUUUCUUGUACUGGAAGAGUUAGGUCAAAGAAAGACAGAGGUGUAAGAACCGGGUUUUGGAAAAAGCUAAGAACUAUUUUUAAGAUCCGGCCCAGAGCAAAAAGUGUGGCUAAUGUAAAUGUUGAACCGGCCGGUUCGGUUGGUGUGAACCGGUUGGAGACUAGUGACCGGUCAAAGUCAUAGAGCGGCAACUUAUUGGGCUUUACACGUAAGCUUAAUGGGCCCACUUUUGUUUGUCUCGUUAGGCCGUGAUUUGAGGCCUAUAAGGCCCAAUAGGCCCAUUACAAGGACUAUAAAUAGAUAUACGGGUCCCACCAUUUUGAUAUUUUCUCAAUUCUUUAAAUUUUGUAAAAUAUAUAUAAUAUAUAUUCAAUUUC